Molecule: messenger RNA, 1260 nt
Organism: Vigna angularis (adzuki bean)
Lineage: Eukaryota; Viridiplantae; Streptophyta; Magnoliopsida; Fabales; Fabaceae
Product: exosome complex exonuclease RRP46 homolog
Exons: 8
Coding region: 260-982 (240 amino acids)
Biological process (GO): rRNA catabolic process; nuclear mRNA surveillance; poly(A)-dependent snoRNA 3'-end processing
Cellular component (GO): cytoplasmic exosome (RNase complex); nuclear exosome (RNase complex); nucleolus
Source: RefSeq, a predicted model, not a curated record
AACUUCACCCUAGUCAAACACCUUUUUGUUUUGGUUUUAUGAAUUAGGUUUUGUCAUAGUCUGAGGCUCAAGGUCUUGUUCAUUGGUACAUGUUUACAGUUGCACUUUGAAUUCGCAUCAAACUUCUCAACUCUGUGGUUUCGCUAAUUUCAGCAGUGCAAGGUUGACAGUGCAGCUUUCCUCUUGUUUCUUCUUUUUGAGUUCACUCGUUCUAGUAUUUUGGGUUCCCCAAGGUGGGGCGUAAAGGAUUGGGAUUUCAAUGGAGAUUGAUAGACCUGACGGCCGGAGUCCUAAUCAACUUAGACCCCUGGCCUGCUCAUGUUCUGUCCUGCAUCGUGCCCAUGGCUCGUCCAGUUGGGCUCAAGGAGAAACCAAAGUGCUUGCUGCUGUUUAUGGACCCAAAGCUGGAACCAAGAAGAAUGAAAAUCCUGAAAAAGCAUCCAUUGAAGUUAUUUGGAAACCGAAGACUGGACAAAUUGGAAAAGUGGAGAAGGAGUAUGAAAUGAUAUUGAAGAAGACUUUGGAAAGCAUUUGCAUUCGAACGAUAUAUCCCAACACCACAACUUCAGUUAUUGUCCAGGUUCUCAAUGAUGAUGGUGCUCUUCUUCCAUGUGCAAUAAAUGCUGCAUGUGCUGCGCUUGUUGAUGCUGGAAUUCCCCUAAAGCAUCUUGCUGUGGCAAUAUGUUGUUCUGUAACAGAUAGUGGUUCUAUUUUAUUGGAUCCAACCAAAGAUGAAGAGGAGAAACUAAAAGCACUGGCCAAUUUAGUUUUUCCAAAUGCUAUUGUUUCAGUCCUACCCGAUAGACCAUUGCAGGUGGGUAGUGAGCCUAUGGCACAUGGAAUCAUGACAUCUGUUACACAAGGUGCCAUGUCAGCGGAUGAUUAUCUUCACUGCCUAGAAAGAGGUCGUGCUGCUAGUGCAAGGUUGUCUGAAUUUUUGAGGAAGAACAUAGGACCGAAAUCUACAAGUGAGGGAUCUUAAGCAGGGUGAUUUCCUAUCUUUUUGGAUGUAGUUUAUUAGUGUCUAAUUUCCCCCCUGCAGCAAGGGGGGAGGAUGGGAUAUCUCCGCAGAUAGUGUUGCAUAUAUGUCCCAUUCAUGAAAUUUUCAUUGAAAUGAUUAAAGGAUUUUGUUCGUGGUUGAUUGUAAAAUUGCGAAAGCCAAUCAAUCUGGUCUUUCCUGGUCUCUUGGUUAGUUGUAUAUUAUCUGUCCUUAAUGUAUUUCUGUGUGAAUUUAUAAGUUUAAGCAAAGGAUUGCAAUCA